Molecule: messenger RNA, 1222 nt
Organism: Zea mays
Lineage: Eukaryota; Viridiplantae; Streptophyta; Magnoliopsida; Poales; Poaceae
Biological process (GO): regulation of GTPase activity; endoplasmic reticulum to Golgi vesicle-mediated transport
Cellular component (GO): trans-Golgi network; cis-Golgi network; TRAPP complex
Source: RefSeq, marked validated
UUUUCCCUCACACAAGUCACACGCACACCCGCUAGCCCCCGUCCCCCGUCCCGCCCGUACCUUCCUCCGCCGCCUCCGUCCUCGUUCCAACCGUGGGCAGCAGGCAGGCCCAAGUAUCUGCAGUAGAUUGGUGGAGAGGAAGAAGACGGCAGGCACCCACGCAGAUCAAACGUGCUCCGCCACCCUUGGUUUCGGCGAAUCGGCGCCGUACGCCGUAAAUCGAGCCGUCUCCGAGCAGAUCGACGCGCUGCAUAGCAAUUCGACCCGUCUCCGGCCAAAUCGACGUCCAGAGCUGCAAAUUGACCCAUCUCCGCGCUGACCUCCGCUUGUGCCUGCCGAGGAGCGCCGAAGUUACGCCCUUCUCGUGAAGACAUCCUUGAUAAACCUGAUGGCUAUCGCGGAGAGCUGUGUUGAUGCGGUGGUCAUGGAGAUGGUGGCUGUCUACUGCGGUGGCCUCUAUGCCGCCAAGCCAGAGCUUGCUGCCCGCCGCAUUGAGGCCAUCGGCUUUCAGGUUGGGCACCAGCUCUCUGAGAGAUAUACCAUGGAGCGUCCACGAUUUAGUGAUCAUCUUGAAGCAAUCAAAUUUAUCUGCAAAGACUUCUGGUCAGAGCUGUUCAAGAAACAGAUUGACAAUCUGAAAACAAAUCAUAGGGGUACCUUUGUCCUUCAAGAUAACCGUUUUCGGUGGCUUACUCGUGUUUCUCUAGAUCCAUAUACAGAGAACAGAGAUUCAACUGAAAAUGAUUCUGCAGCAUUGGGUGAUACAGCAGCCCAAACAACUACCAUGCUUCUGUAUUUCCCAUGUGGAUUGAUAAGAGGUGCCUUGACUAACUUAGGAAUUCCGUGUUCUGUCUCUGCUGACAUGUCAAACCUUCCAGCAUGUUCGUUUGUGGUGCGCAUAAAGACAUGAACUGUGAGAAACGAUACAAGUACAGCAUGAAGAUCUGACAGUACCUGCUUCUGGUUCAAGCGGGUUGAACAUUGAAGACAGCAGUAUUUGGGCAUGCAUUAGAUGUAUCGUGGUACUGCAUUUAGCCCCGUUUGUUUUUUGUUUUCUUUUCCUCCAGGAAUUACUUGUUUUCACUAUCUCAAAAUGACUUUCCCGCAACCUCCUCAUGAGAGCAUGUACAACCCCAUUUAAGGGCUAAGUGAAAAAAUACAAAAUACGGGCUCUUCGCGAAGAAUCCGUCUUAUCAUGACUUUCUAUACACGUCUUUUAGCU